AUGGUCUCUUUGGUUUCUCGUACUGGAAGACAUCUACAGCGGUAUGAGAAAGGGUAUCGCCUUGUCGUAGGGUGCAUUCCAUAUAGAUACAAGAAAACCGGAGAAGCAACUUCAGUUGAAGAAUUAGAAGUUCUUGUCAUUAGUGCACAAAAUGGUCAAGGAAUGUUGUUCCCAAAGGGAGGAUGGGAAAAUGAUGAAGCCAUGGAAGAUGCUGCAAAGCGAGAGACGGAGGAGGAAGCAGGAGUAAUUGGUGUUGUUGAGGAUAAAUUAGGCCCAUGGCAUUAUAAGAGCAAAAGAAGUUGCAUAAUGCACGAGAGCUACAUGUUUCCUCUGCUAGUUCAUAAAGAAUUAGAUUGCUGGCCUGAGAAAAAUAUCCGAAAACGAAAAUGGGUUUCUAUUAAUGAAGCUAGAGAAGUUUGCCAUAAUUGGUGGAUGCGAGAAGCUUUAGAAGAAUUAGUUAGGCAACGCAGAUUACGUCCCCAAACACAAAGUUAG
Messenger RNA from Dovyalis caffra, 495 nucleotides. The record is from the annotation of a GenBank genome assembly. Lineage: Eukaryota; Viridiplantae; Streptophyta; Magnoliopsida; Malpighiales; Salicaceae.